AUGGUCAAAACCAACACGAUUCGUCGCGCGUGUUUGACGCUGGCGCGGCCGCUGACGCGCCAUAGCCACAUCAGCGGCAACCAGGUGCGCCCGGGCGUCGCCGUCGAGAUCGAGGGCAAGCUGUACCGCGUCGUGAAGAGCCAGUCGGUCAAGCCAGGCAAGGGCGUUGCCUACAUGCAGGCGGAGCUUCGAGACAUUGUGACGGGCACCAAGAUCAACCGCCGGUUCCGGUCCUCCGAGAGCGUCAAGAAGGCGCCGCUGACGAAAGACCAGCCGUUCCAGUUCUUGUACCAAGACGGCAGCAAGCUCGUGCUUAUGCAGCCCGAGACCUUUGAGCAGAUUGAAGUAUCGACGGAGCUCCUCAACGACAAGCAAAUGCUUGUCUUGAACGAAGGCAUGACCGUGUCGCUGCAGAUCGUCGAGGGCGUCCCGCUCUGGCUCACAAUGCCCGACUUCGUCACGCUCACGGUCGAGUCGAUCGUCACGCUUGGCGUUGACAACAAGGAGGCGACCCUGACCAACGGCAGCACGAUCCAAGUGCCGGGCAACAUUGAAGCCGGCGACGCUGUCAAGGUGUCGAGCGAGACGGGCCUCUUCGUGGAAAAGAUGUGAGCGCUAUAGACACCAGUACACGAACACGAAGACGGUGCUCUCGGCCCGUUUGGUUGAGUUGCACGAGCACCAGUGUACGCAUGCAUUGACUACUCUAGGACUUUGAGUUUAGC
This is a messenger RNA of Saprolegnia parasitica CBS 223.65, 725 nucleotides long. RefSeq lists its product as hypothetical. Bases 1 to 612 code for a protein of 203 amino acids. Lineage: Eukaryota; Oomycota; Saprolegniomycetes; Saprolegniales; Saprolegniaceae. The record is from RefSeq and is a predicted model, not a curated record. The transcript has 3 exons. Gene Ontology annotation, molecular function: translation elongation factor activity. Gene Ontology annotation, cellular component: cytoplasm. Gene Ontology annotation, biological process: peptide biosynthetic process; translational elongation.